Molecule: messenger RNA, 8088 nt
Organism: Actinia tenebrosa (Australian red waratah sea anemone)
Lineage: Eukaryota; Metazoa; Cnidaria; Anthozoa; Actiniaria; Actiniidae
Product: CCR4-NOT transcription complex subunit 1
Biological process (GO): negative regulation of translation; nuclear-transcribed mRNA catabolic process, deadenylation-dependent decay
Cellular component (GO): P-body; CCR4-NOT core complex
Molecular function (GO): molecular adaptor activity
Source: RefSeq, a predicted model, not a curated record
GCCAUUUUGUAUGGUGGGCAGGAAAAAUGAGUUAAAAAAUCAGUCGUUUUGGCUCCCCUUUCUUUAGUUCAAUUCAAUUUGAUCUACACAGAUGGCUUCCUAAAGGGUGUAUCUAAACACCUUUGAAGCCGUUUAUUGAUUUUUUUGAAUUCUCAGACUCGUUAUUGUUAUUUGAAAGUUGUUCGGCGUUCGACGCAAAAUCAUGAGCGCCAGUGAUUCGUUGUCCUUCGCGUUGGGGCAAAUCUCGUCUGCCGUGAAAGAUCUCAAUAAAAAGACAUACAAGUUAGCUGUGGCUGAGAUUCACGAGCUGAUUGAGAAGCAUGGAUUUGAAGCAGAGCGGCAUUUUUUCCAAGUAUUAUUUUCAUCUAUUGAUUUUUCUGCUGAUGCAAAAAAUUCUGGGAAAGAUUAUCAACAGGUUCAGUUUUUAACCCAAGAAUGUCAGACUCUCAUUGUCAAGCCAAACUUUCCAUCCAUUUUAUGCUACGCAUUUGAGAAUCCCGACCAAAAGCAGAAAACCUUAAAGCCGUCAACACAGCUCUUACCCAACGUCAGCAGAACUCUGAAACUGAACAAAGUACAAGAGGUUGUUUUUGGGCUUGGGCUACUAAAAUCAGCAAAUGAAGAGCUUAAAACUCAUGCUGGCCAGUUUGUUAAACAGAAGUUACCAGAUCUUCUGCGUUCGUAUAUCGAUACAGAUACUGGUGGAGGUCAGGAGGGUGGUCUGUCAGACAUAGCAAUAGAAGUUCUUCACUGUCUCCUGACUCAUGUCCUCCAUGGACCAAGAGAACUUGUUGGUGUUGGUGAAGACCAAAUCAAUGCCUUUCUGGACACGUUGAGAAGAGAUUUUCCCAAAGAACGGGUUCCAGUAGUGCUUGCUCCUUUGCUUUAUCCAAAUGCUCCAGACUUACCAGCUAACAAACUUGUCCCUGACUCAAAUCCUCCUGUUAAGGUUGUUACGGAGGACGACCUUGCAGAGUUGAUGAAAGAGAUUGGUUAUGUUUGCUGUCAAAGUAUUGAGGACUGUAGGAAUACAUUAGUACAGUUUGGACUUCGAGACAUUAAACCUGCUGCUAUUGCCAGAGCUAUUGGUAUGAUGGUAAAAACUGCUUAUGGACUUGCACAGCAUAUACCACUUCAGCAGAACCUGAACAGCAGUGCCAGCGCACUUGAUAAGAAACCAGAAGAUGAAAACCAACUGUCUACCUGGAAUAUUGAGAUUUUUGUCCAAGUUGUCAAGGAACUGUUUCCAGGCCUGAAUUGGGCACAGGUUAUUCUAGACUUGGAUUAUCCAGGGUUUCAAGUACCGUCAGGAGAAGGACUCAAGAUACUCAUGGAGGCUUGUUCAAGAGGUUUACAGGAAGGUUUUCCAGUUGAAGUGUUGUACAGAACAUGGACAAAUACCGAGGGACAGCUAUCAUGGAUUCUCCAGCUGUUAACCCAUGCAGAUUUAUUCUGCUUCACCGAUUAUCCCUGUGAAGCUGUAAUGCUUGAUACACUAAAGAUUUUACCUGAAGAAGAAACUAGAGAGAUAUCAAACUGGAAGUCACUGACUCUUGUGGAAACAUUAUUGCGUCUAUCUGAGGCUGGUCACUAUGAGAGCGUUAAGAGUAUUUUUAGUUUUCCAUUCAAGAAUUGCCCUGAUAUUCUUUUCUUUGCUUUACUGCAAGCUAAGCCAACAUGGAACACCCUUAGCAAGGAGUUGCUACUUCAGUUGGUACCAAUAUUCCUUUCCAACCAUCCCAAUGCUGCCAGCGUUCUACAGUAUGCCUGGAAUGGACAAAGUCAGUCUAUUUCAAUACGUCAGAUUAUCAUGCAGGCUAUGGCUGACUGGUACAUGAAGGGAGAUCAAGAUCAGGCAAGGUUAUCAAGGAUCCUGGAUGUGGCACAGGACCUCAAGGCAUUAUCAGUUCUUCUCAACUUCCAUCCUCUACUGUUUGUAAUCGACUUAGCUGCUUUGGCAUCCAGAAGAGAAUACCUGAAGCUAGACAAGUGGCUGAAUGAUAAGUUAAGAGAACAUCAGGAAAAGUUUGCAGAAGCUAUGAUAACUUUCCUGAAGAGGCGCUGCCCUCAUUUGACAGGAAUCACCCUGGAUAAAGAACUACCUAAAAGCAUACAGUUACCAACUGAAACAGUCAUCGUAAUGCUGACCUGUCUGUCAAACAUCCAAGUUCCUCCUAGUAUGGCUGACGUCAUUCGGCAGAUGAUUGCCAAUCAUGGUCCCCUGACCAAGCCGAGGCCAACACCACAAGCUAUUGGUGGAGCAUUGUUAAAAAGGCAGGGAAGUCUUGAUUCAGCACUCCCAACUCCUCUUACAAGCCAGGUUGAUCCACUUCCAGGGCUUGGACUCUCACACACCACCUCUACACCCAAUUCUCAACUCCCCUCCUUCCCACCACACCCUCUCUCCAUACCCACGAGUAACCUUGGUGCUGUGGGUAGCAUUGGCUCAGGCUUGACUCAACCUAUCCAGAAACCAUCCUCAACCUCACAGUUCAGUCACCUCGGCAUACAGCCUCCUGCUACUUCCAACUCUGGCCUGGGAUCAUCGCAGAGCCAUAUCUUCCAGCAGCUACAGCAAGCAGGGCUAGGAGGGACUCUCAGUGGGUCUAAUACUGAUAGUUAUCGCAUGUUAUCUGGUCUAAACUCUCACAAGCCGUUGGGUAGCUCACUGUUGAAUCAGCAACAACAGCAGGUCAUGAUGGCACAGCAGCACAGGACUCCCACUCCUGAAAAACUAAGACAAGCUCCAACCGACGUCUCCCAAGUAUGGCCAGGUAUGGACCAGUCCUUCAGCAAGGAGGUAGAAGACGAGGCCAACUCCUACUUCCAGAGAAUAUACAAUCAUCCACCCAACCCUACCAUCAGCAUAGAUGAAGUGUUGGAGAUGCUGAAAAAGUUUAAAGACAGCCCAAUCAAGAAAGAAAGGGAUAUAUUUCUGUGUAUGCUGCGUAACCUGUUUGAAGAGUACCGAUUCUUUCCUCAAUAUCCCGACAAGGAGCUGCACACAACAGCUUGUUUGUUUGGAGGCAUCAUUGAACAAGGACUUGUCACGUACAUGGCACUAGGCAUUGCUUUACGAUAUGUACUGGAUGCACUGCGCAAGACUUAUAACAGUAAAAUGUACAUGUUUGGUAUUGCCGCCCUGGAUAGAUUUAAGACCAGGUUAAAAGACUAUCCACAUUACUGUCAGCACCUUGCUUCCAUCCCUCACUUCAGGGAUUUCCCUUCAUCACUGAUUGAAUACAUAGAAUAUGGACAACAAUCAAAAGAACCACCUUUAACAAGCAGAACAUUGACACAGGAUCAGCAAGCUUCAGCAUGGCUGUCUAACAUGGAUCCAAUGGCAUCAAGGUUAUUAAACAGAACCUCCUUGGGAUCAGGCAGUGCUAGCCCAACCUUCACUACUACUGCAGUAGGAAAGCCAGGACAGACCUCAGGUACUUCAUCUGGCUCUCCUUCUCCAAAGCCUUCAUUAACAUCUUCAGACUUGACAUCAGGGACCGCACGUGGCAAGGAACCAUCUAUAGCUAAUGCCAGUAACAUUGAUACCCUACUGGGUGCAUCAGAAAAGAAUGAGAUAGCACAACCACCUGAGCAUGUACAAGACAAAAUACACUUUAUCUUCAACAAUAUAUCACAAAGCAACCUCAAUACCAAGGCUGAGGAGUUUAAGAAUGCUGUUCAGUCAGACUUUCUGCAGUGGGUAGCACAGUACAUGGUCAUGAAGAGAGCAAGCAUUGAACCUAAUUUCCAUCAGUUAUACAUUGACUUCAUGGAUGCCCUGGACUCUAUGCCAGAUUUUGCAAGAGAAAUUACUAAGGAAACCUUCAGAAAUAUCAAGGUUUUGCUUCAAUCAGAGAAAGUCCCUGCCAACUUCUCAGAUAGAUCCUUACUAAAGAAUCUUGGUCAUUGGUUGGGUCUCUUGACACUGGCUCGUAACAGGCCAAUACUCAUGAGGGAUCUUGAUCUCAAGUCACUGGUUAUUGAAGCAUACUUCAAAGGGCAGCAGGAUUUGCUAUAUGUUGUUCCAUUUGUUGCUAAAGUCAUGGAAUCAGCUGCUAAGAGCAAAGUAUUCAAGCCACCUAACCCCUGGAUUAUGGCUAUCAUGGCUCUGCUGGUUGAACUACACCAAGUACCAGACUUAAAGCUCAAUUUAAAGUUUGAGGUAGAAGUACUAUGUAACACAUUAUCCCUUGACAUGAAGGAUAUCAAACCUACUGAACUACUUAGGGAUACAGAUAAAUUCAAGACAAUACCACAACAGCUUGCUUCACCAGAGAAAGAAAAGCUUGCUCUAUCCACUACCCCAUCCAGUGGCACCACUACUGCUACAACAGCUGGAACACAACCUAGUCAGACAGCCACACCCCCACCCCCUCAGUAUGCAUAUCAUGAGAUCAAUGUGUCUGGUCUUUCUGGUCUGGCACCACAUAUACAGAUCAAUCCACAGAUUCCGUUGUUCCAGCAAAACCCUCACCUCAAGCAGUUUGUCCGUCCGUCUAUUGAACGAGCAGUACAAGAACUGGUCCACCCUGUGGUGGAAAGGUCCAUUAAGAUCUGCCUGACAACUGCCGAGAUGAUUGUCAAGAAGGACUUUGCGUUAGAUCCUGAGGAAUCCCGUAUGCGUGCUGCAGCACAUCACAUGGUUCGUUUCAUGACAGCAGGGAUGGCAUUAAUUACCUGUAGAGACCCAUUACUAGUCAGUAUCACUAACACGCUCAGGUCCAGCCUACAGACAGCAUUCAGGAGUGCUAAUCAGCAGCAGAAGGAGAUGAUUGAGCAUGCAGCAACCGUAGUGAGCGAAGAGAACACUGAACUGGCCUGUUCGUUCAUCCAAAAGACGGCUGUCGAAAAGGUCCUUCCAGAGAUGGACAAACGCUUGGCUACAGAGUUUGAUGUUCGUAGACAUGCUCGUAGUGAGGGAAGACGUUAUUGUGAUCCAAUGAUCUUAACAUAUCAGGCAGAAAGAAUGCCUGAGCAAAUCAGGCUCAAGGUUGGUGGAGUAAACCCUAACCAAACAGCAGUAUACGAAGAGUUUGCUCGCAGUAUCCCAGGAUUCAAGGUGCCACCAUCAGGCGAGACCCUACCUAUGCCACCUUUAUCCAAGCCUAUGUACGACCAUGGAAUACUAAGCAGUGAGAUGAGAACUGAGUCCUUAGGAAAUAUCCACAGCAGACAAAAGGCAUCUAUUCCUCCUCCGAUACACGAGGAUUUCCGCUCAGUAGAUAAAUUCUCUCUGGACAGCGGUGCCUUCCAAGGCCCGUUCCCACAAGCAAUGAUGCCAGAGGAAGUAGUCCAGAUAUUGAACAAGUGUGCAGCAGAGAUUGAGCAACACUUACAUGCAAUCAUGGCUCCUCCAUCAAGCCCUCCCGUCAUGACCAUCCACAGCCUGCUAGACGCUGUGGUACAGACACGUAACUCCAGGGAUAAUAAUGCUGCAGUCCGGCUUCUUCACAAGGCUGUUGAAGGUCUUUUGGAUGAGGUCACUCCGUUACCAAGUGAUCAAGAACUUGCAUUACGGUUCCGUGACUGUCACCUUAUUGUGUUACGUGGGUUGCAGGAUCCACGUGGGUAUGGAAUCAAUUGGACGUCAAGACACGUUACCAAGUUCGUUUGCGAUUGUGUCCCAGAGCUAAAGUUCAACGUGGAAGCCAUCGAUCUUUUGAUCCGAGGUCAUCUUAUUAACAUGAGAGAGUUUGACCAACACAUUGUACAGUGCAUGGACAAUGGACUCAACGUUAAUGCCGUACAUUUUGCCAUACAGUUGGUCAAGUACGUGUCGGAUGAUAAGCACGCUCCUCACGUAUCAGAGGGUGACUUGUCGCACACCAUUGAAUCUUUGACUAGAAUGGCUCACAGCAGACAGAACCCUGAAGGGCUGUCAUCUGUACUUGAGAGUGUUCAUAAUGGUCCUUCUAGUAUGCCAAGUCAUCAUGAUGUUCCUGAUAACAAAGCACCAGGUGGACCUACCUCUCUCACGACUAACGCCGUGCCAUCAUUCUCUGGAUUCGAGGAUCCUCCAGGCCUCCAUGAGAAGGUUGAAUAUCUGUUACGAGAAUGGGUUCGUCUUUGUCACCAACCCGGUGCAGGCAAAGACAGCGAAAAGGCGUUCUCUACUUUUGUUGCUAUGAUGCACCAACAGGGUAUUUUAAGGUCAGAUGAUUUGAUCACAAGAUUCUUCAGGAUCUGUACUGAGCUGUGUGUUGACGUCACGUACCGUGCUAUCGCUGAUCAUCCCAACAACCCAACCCUGGCCCGCAGUAAAUGCUUCAAUACUUUAGAUGCUUACUGUAGACUCAUAGCUCUGUUGGUCAGACAUUCCGGUGAUGCGUCUAACAACGUUACCAAGAUCAACCUGUUGAACAGGGUUCUAAGCACCGUAGCAACAGUCUUGUUCCAAGACCACGAGCUGCGUCACACAGAUUUCCAACAGCUACCCUACCAAAGGAUCUUCAUCAUGCUACUGCUCGAACUCAACCAGCCAGAGCCUGUCCUUGAAGCCAUUAACUUCCAAGUCCUCCAGACGUUCAGCACGGUGUUCCACGCUUUGAAGCCGUCACGUGCGCCAGGGUUCGCGUACGCGUGGCUUGAACUCAUCUCCCACAGACUGUUCAUGUCUAAGCUUCUUCUCAAUACACCACAGCAGAAGGGAUGGUCGUUGUUUCAGCAGCUGUUGAUUGACUUGUUCAAGUUUUUGGCUCCUUUCCUGAGGAACGCUGAGCUGGCCAAGCAGACACACUUGCUUUAUAAGGGUACAUUAAGAGUGUUACUGGUACUUCUACACGAUUUCCCAGAAUUCCUUUGUGACUAUCACUUCAGCUUCUGUGACGUCAUUCCACCCAACUGUAUUCAGAUGCGUAACUUGAUUCUAAGUGCGUUCCCAAGAAACAUGAGGCUGCCUGACCCAUUCACGCCAAACCUUAAGGUUGAUUUACUGACUGACAUCGCUCAUUCUCCUCGAAUUUUAACCAACUUUGGAGCAGCGAUACAACCAGCUACCUUCAAGAAGGAUUUGGAUUCGUAUCUGAAGACUCGUACGCCGGUAACGUUCCUGACAGAGCUAAGAAGUCACUUACAGGUAUCCACAGAACCAGGUACAAGAUACAACGUACCCCUGAUGAAUGCUUUAGUCCUGUAUGUUGGUACUCAAGCUAUAGCUUACAUACACAGUAAAAGUGGAACGCCUUCUAUGUCUACUAUAACUCACUCAUCCCACAUGGAUAUCUUCCAGAAUCUUGCUGUUGAUCUAGACACUGAAGGACGCUACUUAUUCUUGAAUGCCAUAGCCAACCAGCUACGCUACCCCAACAGCCACACCCAUUACUUUAGCUGUGUCUUGUUGUACCUGUUCGCUGAGGCGAAUACAGAGGCGAUCCAGGAACAGAUAACAAGGGUUUUACUUGAGCGUCUGAUAGUGAACAGACCUCAUCCAUGGGGGCUUCUCAUCACGUUCAUUGAAUUGAUUAAAAAUCACCAGUACAAGUUCUGGACCCAUGAGUUUGUUCACUGUGCUCCUGAGAUUGAAAAGUUGUUUGAGUCAGUGGCUCGUAGUUGUAUGCAACAAAAGCAAGUAACAAGAGAAAGCACCAGUGAAGGACAAGAGUAAAUUCAUGUACAAAAUCGUCAGUCUUCUCCUCCAUGAUACCUCACGACCAUAGAUACACUGAACAAGAAUGCAAAUAGACGAUUUUCAAGAUGCGCAAGCGUAUUAAUAGGAAACAGGCUAAGUCCAUAAGAAAGCGCUGGAAACCAAAGAGUCAUAGGCAAUUUCUAAAACACUUGAAGUAAAGAUUUUGUCUGCCCAGUUUUUGAGUCUCAGCAUUCAAUAAUGUUCACAGCACUUGCACAUCUCGGAAAAGAUCUAUUGCAGCUUAUUGUUAAUGGAAUACGUGCUCCUCCGUGCACUGCAUUUCAUGACCUGUAGAUAAAUGAUUGUAUGAUAUUCAAGACCUACUGAGAGACGUCUAAUGAGGUAUUACAAGCACCAAGGAUGGAGGAUUAGCCAAGGACAAUAACUGUUGAUAUAUACUUGUUAUUUUAUAAGAAUUUUGUAUCAUUUGCCUAAAAUAAUAAAGAUGAUGGCUUGAA